AUGGCGCCAUCUCUGGAAGAACCCAUCAUUGCCUCUAUUCCCGGAUCCCAGUUUAUCGUUCCCACCAAGGGAAUCGGCAAAUUCAACGACAACAAGUUCGGCUACGUUCCUGGAAAAACUAUUGUUGAAAAGCACACCAACUAUGAACACGAAGACCUCCUACCCUCCUUCCCAGAUCUUCACUGGGAACCGCUAGAGGAGACCGAGCAUGAAGAUCGAGGUAUCCACGGAGAUCCCAAAUUCCGCAACCUACUACAAGACGCCUCCGACGUAUUCGACUACAACCCUAAGAUUGGCACCGAAGUUCACGGGGUUGACUUGGCCAAUCUAACCAAUGCUCAAAAGGAUGAUUUAGCACGCUUAGUGGCAUACCGGGGCGUGGUCUUCUUCCGCGCUCAAGACAAUUUAGACAUUAAUAGCCAACGGGACUUGGCCAAACACUUUGGAACACUACAUAAGCAUGCUACGACAUCCGUUCCUCGCAGGGAAGGUCUAGAGGAUGUCCAUGUCGUAUACGCGGGUGACAACUCCCCUGACAACCGCGCCUUAUUUAGCCCCAGCUUUUUAUGGCACUCAGAUGUAACUUAUGAAGUGCAGCCACCCUCAUACACCAUGCUCAAGCUACUCACUGGACCUCCCAAUGGAGGUGGUGGCGACACCCUUUGGUCCUCACAGUACGCUGCGUAUGACAUCUUGUCCUCUCACAUGCAGACCUAUCUCAAGGGCUUGACAGCUCUUCACUCAGCGGACAUGCAGGCCGGUGACUCGCGAGCCCUUGGUCGUCCUGUCCGCAGAGAGCCUGUCACCACUGAACACCCUCUUAUUCGAACAAACCCCGUCACAGGCUGGAACAGUCUCUUCUUCAACCCGGGUUUCGUUACGAGUAUUGUCGGCAUUCCCAAGGGUGAGAGUGACGCUAUCAUUCGUUACCUUACAGAUGUGGUUGCUACAACCCAAGAGGCCCAUGCUCGCUUCCAGUGGAACAAGGGUGAUAUUGCUAUCUGGGAUAACCGUACUACAAACCACACUGCCACUUAUGGAUUCACCCCACACCGCCGACAUGCUGUUCGGGUUGCGGUGCAGGCUGAACGCCCUGUUCUUCAGAAGUCUGGUAAAUCGCAAGAAGAAGAGACAAAUAAUUCAUUUGGUCUCCCGCAUGUUGACAAGAACGGAGCACGUCAAUCAAACUACAACGAUUGA
This is a messenger RNA of Penicillium angulare, 1200 nucleotides long. RefSeq names its product TauD/TfdA dioxygenase family protein. Gene Ontology annotation, cellular component: cytoplasm. The record is from RefSeq and is a predicted model, not a curated record. The coding region runs from base 1 to 1200 and encodes 399 amino acids. Gene Ontology annotation, molecular function: 2-oxoglutarate-dependent dioxygenase activity. The transcript is spliced from 4 exons. NCBI's taxonomy places the organism in Eukaryota, Fungi, Ascomycota, Eurotiomycetes, Eurotiales, Aspergillaceae.